Triplophysa rosa is the source of this 540-nucleotide messenger RNA. It is a transcript of the gene ly97.3, whose product is annotated as lymphocyte antigen 97, tandem duplicate 3. The coding region runs from base 103 to 540 and encodes 145 amino acids. NCBI's taxonomy places the organism in Eukaryota, Metazoa, Chordata, Actinopteri, Cypriniformes, Nemacheilidae. The record is from RefSeq and is a predicted model, not a curated record. The transcript is spliced from 4 exons.
GAUUGGCUUGCAGGAGCCCAUGUGAUCAUUGUGGGCGUUCCAGCGUUGGAAGUCGGGAUACUCUCCUUUCUCCAGCAUGUACUGCUGUCCCUUGAAAUCUGGAUGGUCGAAACACACCCAGGCCCCGCUCUCCACACGAAUGGAGUUCACUCUGUUCAUAAAGCCACGGUCCUGGAAGUUCUCAGAGUCUCCAAACACCACCAGCCUUCUGCCCAUGAAAAACUUGCCCUCGAAGAAGACUAUCUGAGAGACGGAAAGAUGAAGGUCCUUGUGUUUGCUGUUGUUCUCGGGGUGCUUGUGUCAGGCAACAGCGCCCUGGACUGCUAUCAUUGUGUCCCGGCUAAAGCAGGCGGAGCCUGUGAAGUCACCCAGGUCACCUGCCCACCGGGGAAAGACGCAUGUUCAGCUGCCAAGUUCCUCAGAAAACCAUAUGGACAUUUCCAGAAGUGCAUGCCCAUUGCAGACUGUGAGAUGGUGAAGCUGAAUGCCUACAUCAACAUUAAGUGCUGCCAGAAAGACUUCUGCAACAUAUUUGACUAA